UUUUAUAUAUGGCAGCCUGAGAUGUAAAUUUUUAAGCUUCGACAGUGCACAUUUUAUUAUUUUAUAAUUAAACGAAUAAUGAUAGAGAUGUGGAUUUUUAAUCAGUUUGUCACAAUGAAUUUACGGAUAUAUUGAAAUAAAAUUUGAAAGAAUUCGUUUUGUUUUUCGAAAGUUAUGGUGAUUACAAGAAGAGUGUUACAUGUAUUUUACAGGAUUUUUUUAUAAAAAAUUCAUUUUUUAUUUAAAUUGUGGGUUGGACCAGCUGUUUAUUGUUUAGACAAAUGACCAUUGAUGUUUUCUUUAAUUGUGGUAUGAAGGCUGACCUACUUUAACCACUUUAUUAUUAUUUAUUUGAAAAAAACUCUGACGGAACCCAGUUUUUAAUUUUUAGGCGAGAGUAGAGCAUACCUACGCUCGCGCUUAAGGCAUGCAAAAUAACUGAGUAUGAAUGUAACUGACAGCAACGCCAUCUUUUAACUUGUAGAGUUAAAAUCAUCAGUAAUGUCUCAAUUAAAAAAAUAAAAAAGUAAAUACGAAGUAAAUUAAUCACAUAAAUUAAAUAUUUACUUUAUCAAUAAAUUUAUUAAUUUAGAGUAUGACUGAAGAUAACAAACGUGGUGGGGAUUUAGUAAAAAUACCUUUCAUGUCAAGUGUAAAAGCAAACGUCCUAGAAUGUCGAUUGUGUGAGGAAGUAUUUUCAGUAGAUGGUGGCAAAGUACCCCGACUUCUUCAGUGUGGACAUACAAUUUGUCACACUUGUUUGCUGAGACUUCAACCCUGUAUGCUGGACCUGUCAUUUCUGCUGUGUCCAUUUGACAGACAGCCAACGGCAGUAACUCAUGAAGGGGUUUACAGUUUGAAAAAAAAUUUUGCGCUCAUUGAAUUGCUAGAGCGAUUGGAGCAAUCGAAUGUUGAAAAGUCACUGGUACUAGAAAAAGAACGUUCCCAGUCAACGCAAUCCUGUGAUGAAGAUGAGUCUCAUUUAGCAGUUCUCUACUGCACAAUUUGUUCGUCACACUUGUGUGAGUCUUGUGAUAUUCUUACGCACUCGUCUAAAACACUUGGUAAGCAUAGACGAGUCCCGUUGUCGGAGAAGCCAAAGGAGAAACCCAAGUGUCCAAUUCACACGACACACAUCGCCGAGUUUACUUGUGUUCAAGAAGGCUGUCAUAAUGCGCUCAUGUGUUAUUUGUGUAAAGACUAUGGUCGUCACAGUGCACACAAACCUGCGCUGCUUGAAAUAGAGGCGGAAAAUGUGAGGAAGUCAAUUGUCGGAGCUCUCCAGCGGAUGACACAAUUUAUGGAAAAUAUGCGAGACACUGCGCAUAAGAUUGAAAUUGUCAUCCAGGAGUUGGAGGGCUGGGCUAUCGAUGACGCUCGACAUAAAGUUAGACAGCACUUUGAGGAACUGAGAACUCAAUUGGCUGAGCAAGAAAAAAUUGCCCAGAGUUGUGUUGAUAAAGAGACACGAGGAAGACUGUGUGCUUUGAGGCAGCAGCAAAAAGAUUUGACUACUACACGUUCUCAGGUUGCUGAUGUAUGCAUCCAGUGCGAAAGUAUUCUUGAUUCUGAAGACUGGAAGCUAUUGAGUGGAGCUGAGAAAGUUAAAAAUGUACUGGCUUCUCUGGAACAGCAGCAGCAAAAUUACAAUCAGCUUGGACCUGAUUUUCUUACCCCCGAGUCUUCGAUACCGAUUAUAUUUAGCAGGGAUAACAGAGUUCAUAUUGGAACAAAAAUCGACAUGCGGGUGGUGAUACUCGGGCUCGAUGGCUCGGGAAAAACUAGUAUCCUGUCUGCGAUGCGAGGAUUAACUUUAUCAAGUCCUCCGAUACCUACCAUAGGUUUCAAUGUCGAGAGUCUUGAGUACGAGAAUUUAGUUGUCACCUUUUGGGACGUCGGAGGACAGCAUAAAUUUCGGCCACUCUGGAAGCAUUAUUAUCACGACGCACAGGCUGUUAUAUUUGUCGUUGACUCUAGUGAUAGAUCACGUUUUGAAGAAGCGCAAAAAGAAUUGUCAAAAAUAGUCAGCAAAAAAGAACUUAAAGAUGCACUGUUUCUUAUUUUUGCCAACAAACAGGAUGUCGAAGGCUGUACCACGACUGAAGAAUUAACGGACAUUCUGUCCCUACAAAAAUUGUGCUGUGGCAGAGUUUGGCACAUACAAGGCGCGUCACCAAUACUUGAUGCCAAUACCGCAAUCCAGGGGUUGCAAUGGCUAACUCAACAACUCGGUGCACAUGAAGCUCUCUGUACUGGUUCAACAGUAUAAUAAUUAUUGUUUAAUUUAUUAAUUUAAGCCAAAGUUAUGUUUUGUAAGACUUUUGUAUUUCUAGAUCACUGAUCAUUGUUGAUUAUUUUAAUUAUUUAUUGUUAUAUCAGAGAUUAUAGUUAACUUAUAGUAGGAAUUAGCAGAACCUCAGAGUUGAUACUCUAAAUAUAUGAAAAAUGGUUCAAUAUAUAUAUAAAUAUGUUUUAAAACUUUUUCUUACUCAAAAUUUGCUCAUAUAAAAUCCUAAGUGAGCUUUUUUUUUAUUAUCAAAAUUACAAAAGUUCAAAAAAAGUUCCACUCGAAGUUCUCAUUUCUCGUUUCGAAACUCCACAUGUUGAACUUUUUGGAACGAAUUUUUUUUACACGGGAUUUCGAAGCAUCAACUUUGGAAGGUGACACGCUUAGAUAUCCGUGGAAAAAAUAUCCAUCAGACAAAAUAUACGCGGAGACAAAAUAUCCGUAAAGAAUUUCAAUUAAUUAAAUAUUUUAUUUAAUAAUAAUUUUAUUGCACACAAAAAAUUGGUGAAAAAAUGGCGCUAUCUUUCACACCAUUUUAUGUGUGGGUAUAUUUUUGUAAUUGCAAACACACAAAAUUCGUGAAAAAAGAGCGCUGUGUUUCCCACCUAUUUAUGUAUGUAUCAAUCAAUAUAAUAACUUUUUUCUACUGGUAUUUUAACUAUGAAAAUUUUGAUCUGAUGAACUCAUCCUUUUGUUACGUCAAUUUUCAGGAUAUUCUGUCCGUAGAUUUUUUAUUACGCAACCACUUCAGAAGUUUGGUAAUGAGGAAUGAAGAUUAAAAAAAAAAAAUAACUGGUUAUCUAGAAAAGUUUUUUUAUUACUUAAAUGAUGAUUAUUGAGUGUUAUAAUUUGGUGGUGUUUACACCGCGUUCGAUAAAAAUUAUUAAUUAUAUAAACCAAUAAUCAUUCAAUCAAUCAUUAAUCACAUUAUUUCAUUUACACUUUUUCAAUCACUCUUCCAGAAUUAUAAAAUGAUUCAAUUAGCGGAUCGUAAAUAAUAAAUUGUACGGAGAAUGACCUACAUACUUACAUAUAUAAUAUUUAUAUAAUAAUAUAUUUAUAUAGCGAUAUUAAAUUAAUUAAUAUUUUUAUUUAAUUAUUACUUCAAAUUAUUUAUCUUUU
This is a messenger RNA of Microplitis mediator, 3409 nucleotides long. RefSeq names its product E3 ubiquitin-protein ligase TRIM23-like. Gene Ontology annotation, biological process: vesicle-mediated transport; intracellular protein transport. The record is from RefSeq and is a predicted model, not a curated record. The transcript is spliced from 5 exons. NCBI's taxonomy places the organism in Eukaryota, Metazoa, Arthropoda, Insecta, Hymenoptera, Braconidae. Gene Ontology annotation, molecular function: zinc ion binding; GTPase activity; GTP binding. Gene Ontology annotation, cellular component: cytoplasm; lysosomal membrane; plasma membrane. The coding region runs from base 596 to 2269 and encodes 557 amino acids.